CCGUUCCCCCGACCGGUCGAUUGCCGAAACCGCAUUGCAACGUACUUAUGGCACAAUUGCGGGAUUACUUGCACACUGCAGUACCAGCUCCGUUAAUGGAAGUCGGAGUAGAGGUUGUCGACCUUCACGCCUACAUUUCAAAGAUCGACCGCGAGUUCAUGACACAACGGUACGACGACAUUGACGCACCAUUGUUGUAUGUACGCACUCAGAUCGGAGAGGCGACUUGCAGCGCUUUGAUUUAUUGCGGAGAAUCUUGCAACUACAUGAGUCAGGACUUCAUGGUCCGUGCCAGCCUGGGCCCACGCGUCCGGAGGAAGUCCCAACCUACGCAAGUUACGUUGGUCGACGGUCACAUGCACAAGUCAAUUGAUCGGUGCAUUAAUGACGUCCCCGUGUACUUUGCCCCUCACGCCAGUGAGGCGAUGUCCUUUGACAUUCUGGACACCAAAUUCGACAUGAUGUCAUGGCUGCGAAGCGAGGAUCACCCAGUGAACUUCUACCGCCGCACCGUUCACGUUCGCGAUCGGAACGGAGUACUAGUCCCAUGCACGGUGCCUACUCCUCACCCUUCGAUCAACUGCCACGUGGUGUCUGCUGUGAGCAUGCGAGCUUCCAUCAUCAGAGACGACAUUGAGGAGAUGGGGGUGUGUUUUCUCCACCCCCUCCCACCCCAUGACGCUUCAUCGACGGACUCAUCUUCGGACCCACGCAUCACCGAGCUUCUCGACGCCUACAGCGACAUGUUUGAGAACCCGCACGAAGUAGUACCGGAUCGGUCCAUCUGCCACGAGAUCAUCCUUGAGGACGGGGCAGUACCUCCACGCAGUUGCAUCUACCGAAUGAGCGAGGAAGAGUUAAGUGUGCUACAGGCACAACUCGACGACCUUCUAGAAAAAGGUUGGAUUCGGCCUAGCUCAUCGCCAUAUGGUGCCCCUGUUCUCUUCGUCCGGAAGAAGAACAAGGAUCUGCGGUUGUGCAUCGAUUAUCGUGAGCUCAACACACAAACGGUCAAGAACGCCGACCCUCUCCCACGCAUCGACGAUCUUCUUGAAAGAUUGGGCGGCGCCAAGUUCUUUUCCAAGCUCAACCUCAAGUCAGGUUAUCACCAACUCGAGAUCCGGCAGGGGGACCUCUACAAGACCGCGUUUAAGACGCGAUAUGGGCAUUUUGAAUGGCUGGUUAUGCCAUUUGGCCUUACGAAUGCCCCAGCCACUUUCCAAGCGGCUAUGACAACGGAGUUCCGACACAUGCUAGAUCGAUUCGUACUUAUCUACCUCGACGCCAUUCUGGUGUACAGCCGGAGUUUGGACGAGCAUGUGGAACACCUGCGCACCUCGCCAAAGGUGCCAUUCGUAUUCGAUGACGACGCACGCCGGUCAUUCCAAGCACUCAAGACGACCAUGCUCAUGGCACCCGUCCUUAGCAUCUAUAACCCCACCCUGCCGACGAGAGUGACUACUGACGCUUCCGGCUACGGCGUUGGGGCAGUCUUGGAACAGCACGACGGCGACGAUUGGCACCCUGUGGAGUAUUUCAGCCACAAAGUGCCUCCCAUCAAUUCGAUUGAUGAUGCAAGGAAGAAGGAGCUGCUCCCGUUCGUGAUGGCUCUCAAGCGAUGGCGGCACUUCCUCCUAGGGCGUCGUAGGUUCACAUGGGUUACGGACAACAACUCUUUGACUUACUACAAGACGCAAGAUACGGUGAGCAGCACGAUCGGACGAUGGAUGUACUUCAUCGGCCAAUUUGACUUCACACCGAAACAUCUCGCCGGCCUCUCCAAUCGCGCAGCAGAUGCACUCUGGUGCAGACCUGAUCUUUGCGCUGUGACACAUCAUGCCUUCGCAUUCGACGAGAAGCUCCAGCGACACUUCAUCAGGGCCUAUGAGUCCGAUCCAGAUUUUGCCACUCUAUAUGCACAGCUUUCUUUGGAUCACCCGCCGGCUAGCCUAUAUCGCAUCGUCGAUGGGUAUUUGCUCCUCCACUCGCGGGGCAAGGACUUACUAUUUUGUCGACGAAGCAAACCCCGCAACCGCAACCCCUACGGCGAGCUGCGCUCGAUGCCGAUUCCGCAGGAAGCCAGUCUCUCCAUUGCCAUGGACGUCACUCGACCAUUCCCCCGUGACCGCCUCGGACACGACGACAUUCUCACGGUCAUGGACCGCUUGAGUAAGUACGCGUGUUUUCUCCCGUGCAAGUACUACUCCACGGCUCCCGAGCUGGCACGCCUCUUGCACACCGGCUGGAUCUGGGGCCACGGUGUACCGGAAGACAUAGUUAGCGACCGCGACACUCGCUUCAUGUCGGCAUUUUGGACUUCUCUCAUGCAGGAGUUCGGCACGAAGAUGAAACCAAGUUCGGUUUGGCAUCCACAGACGGACGGGCAAACGGAGCGGGCACAUCUAACCGCUCGGUUGAUGCUUCGUACACUCAUCCGUUCGGAUCAGAAAGAUUGGGUUGACCGCCUCCCCAACAUCGAGUUCGCCUACAACACUUCGAUGCGCCCGACGAUCGGCGUGACUCCAUUCGAGUUGCACCACAGGGGACAGAAAGGCUGCAUCUUCGCCGAUCUUCUUCUUCCACGACCAGCCGACAUUGACGCCGCUUGCUCUCCCGCUUCCGUCCGGAAGUACAGGGAACUGCUGACUCAAGCCCGCGCAAACGUGCAAAAGGCUCAAGUCCGCAUGCAGCAGCAAGCUAACCGGCGUCGCAUACCAUGUCCCAUCCGUGCCGGUGACCUGGUCUGGGUUUCCGCGGAAGAGUUUGCAUUGGAACAGGAUGUCUCACGCAAACUUCUUCCCAAGUGGUUUGCACCAUGGCCUGUCACAUCAGCCGCGGGCGAUGAGCCCGAUGGCCCUUCAUUUGUGAUCAACAUCCCACCACAUCUGUCGGUCCAUCCAAUUUUUCAUGCCUCGAAGCUGGCAACAUACACGCCAGCCAAGAGCGACGACUUUCCGGGCCGACGAUCGCAGGACCCUCCUUCUAUGGAUGGUCAUCAGGAGGUUGACUGUGUCAUCACCGAUCGCAAGUACGGCAACAAGCCGCGACAGUACAAGGUUACAUUCAAAGCCUGCGAUCGCGACGACACUCGGUGGAUUUCAGAAGCAGACUUGAAAGCAUCCGCACCGCUAAUCUACGCACAUUAUGAGAGACAGCGGUUAGCUCAGGAGGCUUCCCGACCAGCCCCUCCCACCCGGACUGUGCUCCCUCCCUCAGACAGACAACUUCGCCCUCGCAGGUAAAGCUCGGUCUUUCAAGGAGGGGAGGGUGUGGCAUACUGCGUAGCCACACAGGCCCUGCAGGACCCGUCCCGCACCUUCAGCCUA
Molecule: messenger RNA, 3326 nt
Organism: Chara braunii
Lineage: Eukaryota; Viridiplantae; Streptophyta; Charophyceae; Charales; Characeae
Source: the annotation of a GenBank genome assembly